CUGAAGCGGUUCUCGUUUGAUCUCUUGUUAAACCCAAUCGAAUUCGAGAUCUCGUCGCCGGCGAUAAUGGUGAAAUCGGCGGUAGCCGACGAGUUCAGGGUCCGAUCAACGGAGGACCGACUCUUCCAAUCCGGCGUCCCCGCAGAGAUCGGCCUCAUAAUUGGGAAGAUGAGCUCCUUUUCUGACCGGGGACUCAUCUACGACCUCAUACCCACCCCACCUACUGACUCCGGCAGUCCGGCGUGCGCUCUAAGAUCUGAGGGUGGAGGAAGAGAAGAGAAGAAGAAAGGGUUUAAAGGGGGGAAGGGCUUGUCGGAGCCCACUCCUCUCGUGAUUGAUGGAGAUUGGGUCGCCGAGCAUGCUCGGCAGGUUUCAAGGAUGCUUCUUGGCGGUAUGUAUGUGAUCGGUGCUUAUGUGUGGGCUUCAGAGGCCUCGUUUAAGGCCAGCUCGCAGUUGAUAUUUUCCCAGACAAUCAAGGGGAUUGCACAAGCAGUUUCUAAAGUUGAGAGCGAGUCAGAUGAAAUGCUGCUCAUUCACAUCUCAUAUAGCCCAAGGAGAUGGGCUUGUCUAAAGUGCACACACGCAUCAGACAAUAUGCGGCCAUGUGAUUUUAAAACGAGCAAGUUGAUAAAUUCUCUUCAGACUUUCAGAUGCAUGUAUAACUUUGAAAUGAGGAUACCUGUGUCCCAGAUUGAAGCCUUAAGGUAUGAUGUAAAAACUGUCCUUCACAAAAGAAUUGCAUUUCUUGCGAAAGAGUUACGAGCUGCAAAAGCUUUAAUAGAUGGCCAUUUGUGGACUGGAAAUCAACUAAGCACUUCAGAAGGUCCACAUACAGUGGACAUGCUUGUACCAUUUAAUGAUGGUGCAUGCAUUGAAGCAAGCAGCUCUGAGGAUAUUGCUGGCCUUAUUCUCUUAAGUGGAAGUAUGUAUGCUUCUGCAUACUUGGGUCCAAAAGAACCUAUUUCACAAGCAAUAUCUGAUUUACAGGGUGAUAUAAUCAACAGUUUAAGAAGUAGGUUGGAUAUAAUAUCUGAUGAGGCUGAUGGAGAUAUUGAUUUGACUACAACUAGUGGCAGGGAAGAAGCUAGCGCUGAAAUAUUAACUAAGAAACCUUUUCAACGGCUUGCCUUGCAUGAACUGAGAAAUCUGUAUUCCCUUUCUUUCCCCAAGAGAGUUCUUGUUCCAUGGUUGGGUAGUGCCUGCAUUUGUGAUUACUUGCAGCCAUCAGAGACAUUAGAGGAUCUGAAAGAGCACUGUAAAGAGAUGUUUUCUAUUGAAAUUUCACAAGAUACCUCUCUAAUAAAAUUAGAGACGGAAGCAAUUUCAAUUACGGCAAAAUCAUUUUGGGAUGCAAUUCGAGGAGAUGCAGCAUCUAUAGUCCAUGAGUCUAGUAGAAAAGGACACUUAAGCAUGAAUGAAGAUACUGGAAUAAAAAGUAGCUUUAUUAGUUUUUCAGUUGCUGCUGUCAUCCUCUUGCUAGCUUUAUUGAUUGGCUUAGCAAUCAAAGUCCUUUAAUUGGAUGAGAUCACAAUAUUUAUUGUUAAUCGAUUGGAUGCCCGGCAGAUUAUGAUGCUCGCCUUUUUUUUUGUCCUUGUUAAUAUAUUUGUUGUUCUAUUUGAUUUACAGGGUUCAUGAGA
Messenger RNA from Dioscorea cayenensis subsp. rotundata (Guinea yam), 1637 nucleotides. RefSeq names its product protein odr-4 homolog. Gene Ontology annotation, biological process: intracellular protein localization. Gene Ontology annotation, cellular component: endomembrane system. The record is from RefSeq and is a predicted model, not a curated record. Lineage: Eukaryota; Viridiplantae; Streptophyta; Magnoliopsida; Dioscoreales; Dioscoreaceae.